This is a messenger RNA of Xiphophorus hellerii (green swordtail), 2493 nucleotides long. RefSeq names its product P2Y purinoceptor 1-like. Gene Ontology annotation, cellular component: membrane. The transcript has a single exon. NCBI's taxonomy places the organism in Eukaryota, Metazoa, Chordata, Actinopteri, Cyprinodontiformes, Poeciliidae. Gene Ontology annotation, biological process: G protein-coupled receptor signaling pathway. The record is from RefSeq and is a predicted model, not a curated record. Gene Ontology annotation, molecular function: neuropeptide receptor activity. Bases 627 to 1625 code for a protein of 332 amino acids.
GAUCAUUGCAGUGGUUUGUAUAGACAAAUUAUUAAAUAUCAGAUUCUCUAUAGAAUUUCAUUUCCGGGAGUAAAAUGGUUGCGAAAAAAACGUAUAAUCUCUACGACAGAAAAUACUUGAGGAAAACCGGUCCCAGUGACUGGAGGAGCAGUAUGCUUGGACAGGAAAGUCCAAGCAUAAGAGAGGCCGGGACUUUUUUAAAUAAGAAAUUUAUUGGUAACCUAUACAGUAUAUGUACAGUAUGUUUCAGUCUUAUCGUCAGUCUCACUGCAGCUGUCCAUUAGGUUAAACUACCUUAGUUUGUGUUUAGAUAAUAAUUUAGGUUUAUUUAUCAGCUAGAUUUAACAUUAUGAACACUGUCUAGCACAAAAAUAAAAAUGUCUGACAACUUAUGAUAUGAAAAGACAUAUCUAAAAGUCUUUGAUAUUCAAAAAUGUGCCACCUGCUUACAAAACCUCUGACAGGAAAGGGUAUUGUGAUAAUUUUUAUGUAAGCUGAUCAUUGUGGUCACAACUAAGCUUGAGUUCAAGGAGGAAGUUAAGUUGUUUUCGUCAGCUGCAUCUUCAUUAUGCAAGCAGAGCCUCAGAAAAGAGAAGGGCUAAACUGAUUUGGACCUGGAAGACAAGAUGAAUACAUCCACCUGCACUCCACUCAAUAAGAAAUUAUUUGAACAUACAAUCCUGCCUGCUCUCUACAUCUUGGUGUUUGUUGUUGGAUUGGUCCUGAAUGUAUGGGGAAUGAAGUCUCUGUUGCACAACUGGAAGAAACUUCGGAGUAUUAACAUUCUUGUUCUCAACCUUGGACUAGCAGACAUGUUGUAUUUGCUGAAUCUCCCUUUUCUCGUCAUGUACUACCUUCAAGGAAACAAAUGGAUCUUUGGAGAUGAAUUCUGCAAGGUAACAAGAUUCUGCUACAACCUGAAUUUAUACGGCAGCAUCGGGUUCCUCACCUGCAUAAGUGUGUACCGGUACCUGGCUGUUGUCCAUCCAAUGAGAGUGAUGGGAAAAUUAACUACGACUCACUCUGUGGUCAUCUCGGUAAUUAUUUGGAUUCUGGUGAGUGUUCAGAGUCUUCCAGACAUGUUCUUCCCAAAAACAUAUCCAAACGGAUCAAAGUGCUUUGACACCACCUCUUAUGAACAUAUUGAGAGUUACCUGGAUUACACCAUCGCAUGGACAUUUGUUGGAUUCUGCAUCCCUUUUGUCACCAUCGUAGGUUGCUAUGGACAUGUGACUGUUGUUAUCUGCCGCUCAAAUAUGAUGAAAAAAGACCAGAAACGACAAAUCUUAAAACUGAUGGCUCUAGUGAUUCUUCUGUUCUCGCUUUGUUAUGCGCCAUACCAUAUUUUCAAGAACCUCAGCCUGUAUUCCAGAGUUCUGAUUAGUCAGACGACAUGCCCAGAAUGGGAUUCUGCAGUCUUUAUUGCCCACCAGGUGACCCGUGGUCUUGUGAGCCUACACAAUGCUCUUAACCCGCUGGUUUACCUGUGUCUAUAUGAGGAAAUGGUUUCUCAAUUCCGGCAGCUGCUGAGGGGGGGGCACCAGAUUUUCAGUCGUUGUUUCAAGUCGAAAUCCAGCUCUGUGCCGGUAUCACAGACUGCGCAAGAAGCUGGAAGUGAUUUAUGACACAAGUAAUGUUUUGUCAUGAGUUAAAUUGUAACAAAUAAUGUGAUUUUGUUGAGGUAAAUUGAGAUCAUCACAUUUCCCCAUGCUGGACAUUUUGGUUAAGCAGUAACAAUACAUGAAAUUACCUGUAAAAUUAAUCAUCUAAAGCAGGGGUCUCAAACUCCAGUCCUCGAGGGCUGCAGACCUACAGUUUUUAGAUGUGCCACAGGUACAAAACACUGGAAUGAAAUGGCUUAAUUACCUCCUCCUUGUGUAGAUCAGUUCUCCGAGCCUUGCUAAUGACCUAAUUGUUCUAUUCAGGUGUGGUGCAGCAGAGGCACAUCUAAAAGUUGCAGGACUGCGGCCCUCAAGGAUUGGAGUUUGAGACCCCUGAUCUAAAGUAACAUCUAGACCUACCAUAGAAUAGAACUUCAAUAAGAUCAAUAUGGUUGUGCUUUUCUGUUUUGUUUCAUGAAAACUUUGCUUUAAUUCUAUUUCUUUUUGUAUUUCAUCAUAAAAAAAUAGGCAGAGAGAGAGUGCUGUCAAGCCAUGAAAAAGAACAGCAGACUUCCUGAAAAAAUAGGAAGUAAGUUUCCAUCCUGCAGAAAGUUUUAAAGAAUGAAGUCUUAACACUUUAAGUAAUUGAAUUAAUAUUUGUAUUAAUGUUGUUUUGAUGCUGAAUUGGAGAAUCUAAAGAGGUUAUGGAUGUGAUUUUGACAAUGAAUGUGAAAUGAUGUAAAAUAUUUAACUGCAAUCAAAGAUCACUGAUAUGUGUUGGAGGAAGAUACUACAUGAAAGGUUAGGAAAAGGAGAAUCAGUAAAAAUCAUGUUUAAUGUGUUUGCGAAUCAGAAAUGACUUGUAACCUCAGUAAAGUUGAUCAGAGCUUAA